AUGGGCCGUAAGUGUUUUGAGUCUAUUGGCAAAGCACUUCCCAAUAGAACGAAUAUAGUUGUAUCAAGCAAUCCAGAAUAUGAAGCCGAAGGUUGUAUUGUAAAAGAUACUCUUCAACUAGCUAUGGAUUAUGCAGUAUCUCGUAAUGAAACUGAAGUAUUUGUAAUUGGAGGCGGUACCAUUUAUCGUCAAAUGUUAUCUACAAGAGCAGUUAAACAGAUUUAUCUGACAGUUGUAGAUAGUGAAUUUCCAGAAGCUGAUGUAUUUUUUCCAGAAUUAAAUCCUAAUGAAUGGGUUAAAGAAGAAGAUACUACCUCUACUGGUGAAGUUGGUAGUAUUACCAUGACAAAAGAAGGAAAGAUUACUGUUAAGUUGACUGGUAAGGAAAACAAACAGAAGAUCAAGAGUAUCAUGCAUAAGACAGAAUGCGUUUUCGGACCAAACAAGCUUGCUCUUGAAAUCGGUGCAGAAACUCGUAUUCUUAUCAAGAACUAUUUGGCUGCAGUUAAGAAAAUUGCAAAAGAACUAUAA
Molecule: messenger RNA, 531 nt
Organism: Cylicocyclus nassatus
Lineage: Eukaryota; Metazoa; Nematoda; Chromadorea; Rhabditida; Strongylidae
Source: the annotation of a GenBank genome assembly